AUGUCGACAGAACGCAAUGAUCCGAGCUUGGCUUACACUAUCCCCUUCCAGCUCACAAAGACCAUACAUCGCCGUGUACCCGAUGAGCUGCAACCAGAAAGGUCAGAGAACUCUCAAAGAGGGAAGAUCAUCCUCAUCACUGGAGGAGGCUCAGGGAUUGGUGCGGCUGCCGCCAAUGUUUGGGUUCGCGCUGGUGCCGAAGGUGUUGUCAUUGUUGGACGUCGUAAGGAACGACUAGAAGCGACCGCCCAAUCGCUUGAGAAAUCGAGCAGAGGGAUUACGAAGAUCGUUCCAAUCGCCGCUGAUUGUACGAUUGACGCAGACAUGAGGCGCGUUCAUGAUGCGAUCAAAGAGAUUUUCGGCCGCAGCGCUGAUGUGGUAUUGGCAAAUGCUGGAGCUGUAGGCGAAAUCAAAUCGUCAGCCGAGGAGAGUUCUUCAGAGUGGUGGAAGAUCUAUGUCAGUCGCUCUCCUGCAUUUGCGCAGCAUCUGCUUACAGCAUUGGUGUAG
Molecule: messenger RNA, 507 nt
Organism: Recurvomyces mirabilis
Lineage: Eukaryota; Fungi; Ascomycota; Dothideomycetes; Mycosphaerellales; Teratosphaeriaceae
Exons: 2
Coding region: 1-507 (168 amino acids)
Source: RefSeq, a predicted model, not a curated record